Molecule: messenger RNA, 819 nt
Organism: Aspergillus brunneoviolaceus CBS 621.78
Lineage: Eukaryota; Fungi; Ascomycota; Eurotiomycetes; Eurotiales; Aspergillaceae
Exons: 1
Coding region: 130-540 (136 amino acids)
Source: RefSeq, a predicted model, not a curated record
GGGUGAAGAUAGAGGAUCGUGAUGGUCUUACCAACAAUAGUCCCGAUGCUUAUCGGAAAUGCUGAUAAGCCAAGAUGAUCCACCCGAUUGGGUGCAUGAGCAUUGUGCAAGAUAUGCACAUGCUGAGUCAUGUGGACUUAUGCAGCUCUCGCUUCUCUACUUCCGUCUUCUCCAAACAUUCUUCCUCAAUGCAUGGCGAUGAUGGAAAUGGCGCAAAUGAGCCCUGAGGCCCAUCUGCCCAUCCCUUACGGAUUAGUUACGGCCGAAUCGGCCCUCCAAUGUCAGAUCCGGCCUCGACACCUCACACCUCCUCGUAAUCAGUCCGAUGGGGUUGGGUGUGGAUCUGGUGGAUCUCAAACUACUUACCGUCCGGCACCGGCCUUGUUCAUCGCUCGUUUUCUGGUUCUCGUCUCAUUCUCCGCGGCCAAAAUGGACCUUCUUUUCGCUCUAUUUCUCAUCGGGGAUUUUUUCUCCCUUUCUUUUUUUGUAUUUCAUUUUAUUAUUAUUCGCCUCUCGCCUAAUCAUCAUUAUCAUUCCUAGAUGGUAUAGUCUGAUUUUAGGGGAUUUUUGUAUCGUCUUUUUUUUUUUUUUCUCUCUUAUCCACUAUACCAGAAUGCGCCGGACCAGAACAAGCUUGCCUUGGGAGGCGAACAAGGACUGGAAUUCGAAGUAGACUUCCUCUGCUCCUUACGUCUUUCUCCCGUGUCUGCCAUUUCACUUUCUGUUCCCUGGUUAUACCUCACUCUGACUCCCCGCGGAAAUAUCCCUUCCCGGCCCCGUGCAACUAUUUGCAGCCAGCGAGACUGUUGCCCUGUGCUU